AUGAAUAGGUUUCGCUUUGGCGACUCCGAUGAGUCUGCAUCCGAAUUCGACGAUGAUACCUCCGGAUUGCCCUUCCCCGAGCCUUUGUCCCGUGCUUCCUUCCUCUCCCCCGACUUCGACCCCGCGGCGUAUCUAUCCUCCCUCACCAAUCGACACCAGAGCCUCGAGGACUUGCGACAAGAAUUACGAGAUUUGGACCAAUUACUCAGUCGAGAACUCCUAGACUUGGUCAAUGAAAACUACCAGGACUUUCUAUCCCUAGGGAGCGCAUUAAACGGUGGGGAGGAGAAAGUCGAGCAGGUACGGGUCGGCUUGUUGGCAUUCCAGCGUGAUGUCCAGUCCAUACGGGAUAAGGUGGAGGCAAGGCAAGAGGAGAUGGUAGAGCUACUGAAGGAGAAGAAGCGUCUGAAGACGCAAGCCAAUGUUGGGCAGGCCUUGCUGGACUAUGCGGAUCGAGUCGAGGAGCUGGAAAGAAGAUUAAUGAUCGGAGACACUCCCCGGCCUCCUCAGGACGGCACCCCGGGCGAGUCCGAUUCGGAUUCCGAUUUGAUCGAGAGCGACAGCGACGAUAGUGACGAGGAUGAACUGCCUAACGGCGCAACUACUGCGUCGCUCGUUUCCCUCAAGACGCUCGAGCGUCAUAUUCAGAAGUAUGUCUACUUGACCAAGCUGUCCUCUCGGAUAGGUGACAACCAUCCAUUCCUACAGAGCCAACACCCAAGGAUGUCGAAAAUACGAUCUGCGGUGCUCUUGGAUCUGAAGACGGCCUUGGAGCAGGCAAAGCAGGCGGGCGACAAGCGGGAUACGAAAACGCUGGCCGUAUUGCGUCUCUACAAGCUCAUGGGAGAGGACACUACUGCCGUAUCAGCACUCAAGAAUCUGAAGUCCUAG
This is a messenger RNA of Aspergillus tubingensis, 891 nucleotides long. RefSeq names its product COG2 family protein. Gene Ontology annotation, cellular component: membrane; COG complex. The record is from RefSeq and is a predicted model, not a curated record. Bases 1 to 891 code for a protein of 296 amino acids. NCBI's taxonomy places the organism in Eukaryota, Fungi, Ascomycota, Eurotiomycetes, Eurotiales, Aspergillaceae. Gene Ontology annotation, biological process: protein transport; Golgi organization; intra-Golgi vesicle-mediated transport. The transcript has 2 exons.